Serinus canaria (Common canary) is the source of this 7166-nucleotide messenger RNA. RefSeq names its product solute carrier family 44 member 5 (gene SLC44A5). Lineage: Eukaryota; Metazoa; Chordata; Aves; Passeriformes; Fringillidae. The record is from RefSeq and is a predicted model, not a curated record. The transcript has 22 exons. Gene Ontology annotation, biological process: transmembrane transport. Gene Ontology annotation, molecular function: transmembrane transporter activity. Gene Ontology annotation, cellular component: membrane. The coding region runs from base 150 to 2297 and encodes 715 amino acids.
GCGGCCGCGGCUGAGCGGAGCCGGAGGCUGCUCGGCCGCCGCCGCCUCUCAUGCCUUCACGGCAACAAAGAACGCGCUGAGCGGCGGGGGAAGGCGCCGGGCCCCUGGCUGUGCCCCGGCAGCGCCGGCGCGGAGGGCACCGAGAGACGAUGGCGAGGAAGAGCGAAGCCUCCGCACAUCUCUACGGUGAACCAAGGAAAUUUGACCCGAAGUUCAGAGGACCUAUUCAUAACAGGCACUGCACAGACAUUAUUUGCUGUGUGAUCUUCAUUGUUGUCAUUCUGGGUUAUAUUGCAUUAGGAGUUGUGGCUUGGGUGCACGGGGACCCUAGGAAAGUGAUUUAUCCAACUGACAGCUAUGGGCAGUUCUGUGGGCAGACAGAUACCCUCAAUGAGAACAAGACCAUUUUGUUUUACUUCAAUAUUCUGAAAUGUGCCAGCCCCGUAGUGUUAUUAAACCUACAGUGCCCUACAACACAGCUUUGUGUCUCAAAGUGCCCAGACAGGUUUGCAACCUACAUUGAUGUUCAGGCUUCCUACAGAUAUAGACCAGAUCAGUGGAAUUACUUCAGACAGUUCUGCAAACCUGGUUUUAACAAUCCUCGCAAGUCUGUUGCUCAAGUCCUACGUGAUGAAGAUUGUCCUUCGAUGAUCAUUCCAAGCAGGCCUUUUCUGAAGAGAUGCUUCCCAGACUUCUCCACGAAGAAUGGUGUGUUGACCGUGGCAAAUCAGACUACAUUCAAAGAUGGAAGAGGGAAAACAAGAAAUGUAACUGAUCUCAGGGAAGCUGCAAAUGGCAUCAAUAAUGUUCUGGAUGCAAGAUCAGUUGGAAUGAAAAUUUUUGAAGACUAUGCCAUUUCUUGGUAUUGGAUUUUAAUUGGACUGUUCAUUGCAAUGAUGCUGAGUCUGCUGUUCCUUGUGUUAUUGAGGUUCACAGCUGGGGUUCUCUUCUGGAUUUUCAUCUUUGGUGUGAUUGGAAUUAUAGGUUAUGGCAUCUGGCAUUGUUACUGGGAGUAUGAUCAUCUUAAAGGAAUACCUGGAUCUGACCUCACUGUUUAUGAUAUUGGAUUCCAGACAGACUUCAAAGUGUACCUGCAACUGAGGCAAACAUGGUUAGCAUUUAUGAUAAUACUUUGUGGUGUUGAGGUCAUAAUCAUACUGAUGCUGAUCUUCCUAAGAAAUCGGAUUCGGAUUGCUAUUGCACUGUUGAAGGAAGGUAGUAGGGCAAUUGGCUAUAUAAUGUCUACACUGUUCUACCCAAUCGUCACCUUCUUACUCAUUGCAAUUUGUAUUUCCUACUGGGCUGUGACAGCUGUUUUUCUGGCCACAUCAGGAGAACCUGUGUAUAAAGUAAUGGCUAAUCAAACACUGUGCAAGUAUGCAAACCUGACUUGUGACCCAGAGACUUUUAACACAACCAAUGUGACUAAAUUGUGCCCAGGUGCUCAGUGUACUUUUGCUUUUUAUGGAGGAGAAAGCCUGUACCAUAAGUACAUCUUCAUCUUCCAGUUAGCCAAUGCCUUUGUCUUUCUCUGGCUGGUGAACUUUGCGAUUGCACUGGGUCAGUGUACCCUUGCUGGUGCCUUUGCCUCUUAUUACUGGGCCUAUCGAAAACCAGCUGAUAUUCCGCUGUGGCCACUCUUCUCUUCAUUUGGACGAGCAAUACGAUACCAUACAGGUUCACUGGCAUUUGGAGCCUUAAUUCUUGCAGUUGUCCAGCUUAUUAGAGUAAUACUGGAAUACCUGGAUCACAAACUGAAAGGUACUCAGAACUCCGUCACUAGAUUCCUACUCUGCUGCCUCCAGUGCUGUUUCUGGUGUUUAGAAAAAUUCUUAAAAUUUAUAAACAGAAAUGCCUACAUCAUGAUUGCCAUAUAUGGUAAAAACUUCUGCACCUCGGCAAAGGAGGCCUUCUUUUUGCUCAUGCGGAAUGUAGUGAGGGUUGCAGUUCUGGACAAAGUUACAGACUUCCUUUUGUUUCUGGGGAAAAUCCUUGUGGCUGGUGGAGUAGGUGUUCUUGCAUUCUUUUUCUUCACACAGAGAAUACCAGUCUUUGCACAGGAAGUGCCAAUGCUAAAUUACUACUGGGUACCAUUGUUGACAGUCAUCAUUGGCUCCUACCUAGUAGCGCACGGGUUCUUCAGCGUCUAUGCAAUGUGUGUCGACACGCUUUUCCUCUGCUUUUGUGAAGACCUGGAAAGAAAUGAUGGAUCUACAGCAAAACCCUACUUCAUGUCAGCUAGCCUCCACCGAAUUCUAGGGAAGAAGAAACUAAGCCCUAAGAAGGCAUCGGGAUAAUGAGUGCUAAACCUCAGCAUCAAAAAGUGUCACUUUUAAGCAAAACGUGUAUAAAGUAGGCAAAAGUAAAAACUGUAAAUGAUGCUUCUGGUUAAUGGGUGAUUCUUUUUUCCUUUUGCUUAUAUAAAAAAAAGGAGCAACAUUGGUAACAUUUAAGUAGUUAAAAUGCUUAAACUAACAGCUGUGAAAACAAGGCCACAUUUUAGUUUAUAGAGUGCCUAUGAAAAGGAAAAUGUAAAUUUGAAACUUUUAUAAGUGUGUAAUGAUGUUUUAAUAACUUUUGUAAUACAAGUUGCUGCCUUAGAUGACAGCAGUUUUGAUAAUGUUUCUUAUAAGUGUAUAUUUGUUAAAGAAAUUCAGGCAGUUUUUUGAAAGCACUAACGUAUAACCUAAUUAGCCAUAAAAAAUUAUAGUUUGAGACUCCAGUUAACAAGGAGAUGGUACUAAAUUUGUAAAUAUGGUGCUAUGAUUGUAUUUUUUUGUACAAGCUGGUUUGCAGCUAUUUAAACUGUGAUUAUACAUGCAUUAAUGAUUCCCUACACUGAAAAAUGUAGUGAUAUUUUAAUCACAUUCACAACUGCAUCUUUUAAGACAUGAUGGUACCCUGCAGAUCCCAAAGAAGGUAGUCAGAAAAUACUUAAGUUGAUACUGCUUAAAUUAAAGUUUUCUGGGAGUUGUGCUUAAAAGAUUAUAUAACUGAGAGAAGGUCCCACUGCAGCUGAAGUGAUUUGUGGUUUACACAAAUGAGGUUUCAUCUGGUACAAGAUGGUGAAUGUAUAAUUUUUAGCUGAUGUCUAAGAGAGAUGCACAUGUGUUAAUAUCCCCCUAUCCCUGACAAGUCUCUGAUUGCAUUCUGUGCUAAAGGAAGUUGAGCUUCACUGGAAGAAAAACUAAAUGCAGUCCUUUUUUUCAUUGAAUGAAAGUCUUUGCUCUGUGUGUGCCCAAGGAGUUCCAGUGCAUCUGCCUAGCUUUAAAGGGCUCCUGCCAAGCCAUGGGAAUGACUGUGCAGGUGCAGAGGGCCGGGGCUCGCUUCCUGCACGUCUCCGUGUGGCUCACACAGUAAGGUACUGGGACAUUGAACUCAAAUCUUCUCAUGGUACAGAAUGAAUUAUUCAACAGCUGAGAGAUGCUCUGAAAGAUUUAGUUUGCUUUUCUAUUGUUAAAUUUGCCCAGUCAUUAGUACGAAGUCAUUAAUACACCUGUUGGUAGGAAGCACAUUACAUUUGGUGUGGUUUAUGACCCUCCCAGUAGUGGAAAUGUCACUGCCAUUAAGUGACAGCUCUGCUGAUGGAAAAAGUCUUAACACUGGAGAGUUUAUCAAGUCUGUUACUGCCAAGAUGGAGCUAAAAAGAUUUUAAUUUAUUAGUCUCCUGGGGAGCCAAGGACCCAGCCAUACUGAGGCCUGCCUCUAGUUUUCAUGGAUUCCAGUGCUUUGAAGAAGUUAUUUCAGCACUUUCCAGGAGUGCCAUAUGCCAUACAUUUGCCAGUUCUGUGGCAGGAGUUUAGCACCUGGAAAUACUUUUCUAACCCUAGAUGUACAUUGGUGUCACAAAAAGAAGUGUAAAUUCUUUUCCAGAUGAUUGGAAGGCAAGUUUCUGGGGAAAGUUUACUGACCAUCUCUAUCCCAGUGGGAUUUUGCUCUCUAACAUACACCUCUGAUUUGUGAUGUCUGUGAUCACUGCAAUGGCAGUAACACUGUCCUUCAUGCCAUGGGUCUGGGGUCAUGUUGAUGCACAAGUGACCACCAUCCACACUCUUGCAGUCGUGGGCAUGGUAAGAUCUUGAAAUUCAGUCACCUGAGGUGCAGGUGGGAAUAUCCUUGUAAGCUUUCUCUUUAGUCCGAUGUAUGCUGGAGCCCUUUUCCCUGAAGCAGAAAUGAGGGGUUCAGUUUAGGACUCCAAGAUUGUAAAAUAAAGGCAUAUGGUUUCAAAUGUAGCUGCUGAUUAUAGGCACCUUUAGAUUUUGGUAACCCCUCCUGAGAUACCCUAGAGGAAACUUGACUUUUAGAAAGGACUGGGAAUCCCACCUUUGGGGAAAAAAAAGGACUCUUGAGAGAUUAAGUUUUUCAUUAUCAUCAUCAUCAUCAUCAUCAUCAUCAUCAUCAUCAUCAUAAUUCCUUUCUCAUUAUGUGCAUGGUAUGGAUUGCACAACCCCCCCCCCCAUGUUUCUAAUAUUUUUUGAGAAUGAAGUCAGUAACUUUUGGGGGGUAUGUGUAACCAUUCUGUGAUUAAAGAAACUGUUGAUCUUGUUACAACCCAUGUUUUAAAGCUUUUUUUUUUUUUUUAAUACUGCUGAUUAAUUUUCAGCUAAAGAAACUGCAUUACUGCAUAAUCUAUAUUUCUACUGGACUUGAGUGUCUUACUGAGAGCUCAAUUGAAAAAGCAUAUUUCUGAAUAUAACUUGCUUUUUAUCAUAUGAAUGUAACCACAGAGUUUACUAGGAAUAAAACAUAAUAGGAAAUAGUAUACAGUUAUUUGAUUAGAAAACUUUUGUAACAAACCUAUGCAUUUACUAAAGGAAUUUCUAAAAGUGAAAGUUUUGAAUUGUAUUAUUAUUUAUAUAUGGUAAAAAUUAUAUAUAUGUAUAAAUUUGCUCCUCUCACUAUUUUGUGAAAUUAUUUAGAAUGUAAUUGAUCAUCAUUUCUGAGAAGAAAAUUUAAAAGCCAUUUUUUAUAGUGUAAUUAUGAGAACUGUGAAAAUACAAAGCAAUACCAUGUAGAUUUUGUAAUCAGUAAAUUCAAUAAGUAGUAAUUAUUUAAUAUUGAAAUUGGCUUUUUAGAAAUAAAUUGCUAAUAAUUAGUCAAAAUUCAUGCAAAUAUUUACUUGGGAAAGGUUCGCCUGAGGUGUUUCAAGACUAUCUUAUUAUAAUGGUUCCUAAUUAAUCCUGUGGGCCAGAGUCUGCAGGUGCACACCACAGAGGAGGUACUAAAAUUGACAUUUUUGGAUUUGGACUUUUACUUUGUUGCUUGCUUUAGUAUGAAAUUAAAAAUUCCCUUUUUUACUGUAGAGAGUGGAACACAGUAAAAUAUGCCAUGUGCUUUGCUGCUGAGCCCGCCAGGCUCAGGGCUGGUGACACGGUGCCCACAGUGCUGCCAGGUGCUGCAGGCGUGGGAGACCCCAGAACCCGCAGGCUCCCGAGCUGCCCAGGGCAUGCCAGGGUCGGGGGCAUGGCUCGGGGUCAUGCCAGGCACCUUCUCCCUGGGAGGAGCUGUGGAAAAGCAGGUGGAUCUGAAGAAAGACCCUUUUACAUGAGUGGAAAAGAAAAAAAAACAUUGUCAAGAUCACAAACAAGCAAAACGUAGAAACCAAGACAGUAGAAAACACCUGCUAUCACAUCCAUGUGAUCACGUUUUUUUAGUUUGGUUUGGAUUCAUUGUAUCUCCCUAAAGCAUAUUACUGAAUGGCUUUCAUUUACAUGUUUUAUACCAAAGUUUGAAUGUCAAGCCUUCAAAUUUUGUAAGGAAAAAAAAGACCCACAAAAAAAAAACUCAACAAAAAACCACUACACACACACACACAAAACCAUCAAAACAAAACAAAAAAACCACCUCAUGGAAACAAAACACAGAAACAAGAAGAUAGGGUCAUUUCUUCUGAUGAGGAUUUUUUUUCCCAAACAGUAUUCAGCAGAUGAUUCUUGGGUGAUCCAAGGAUGCUGAAUAUUCUUUUAAAUGUUAGUAUUUUAUGAAAUAUUUUACUAUUGCAUGUUCUGCUGUAGAACAGGAAAAAUAUUUUUGUGGAUGCAAUGUCAGGCUGAUUCUUCAAUUGUCAGUAAGCGUUCUUCCACAAGUGGGCUGUCAGAGAAGUGGUUAUGAAGAAUAAACUGACUGGUUUUGAGUAACCCAGAAUGUCUCCCUUUGACCAGUUGCUCAGCCUGGACAGCUGUAUCCUUGCAGAGAAAGUGCCUUACUGGCUGUUACUUUACCUGGCUUACAUUUUGAAAUUCAUUUAUACUGUGUAGACUACAAAACAGAAAAGGCUAGAGAGGAAAACCGACAUUUUAUUUCAAAUUGAUUGACAAAAAAAUCAACUGUAGUAAGGAUGUCAGAUGUGUUUGCACUGUGUGAUGCAGCACACUGUUGCUGUUGAGAGAUUGUGAAAAUCGAUGGUGUAGUCUGGGAGAAAACGUGACAAUAGUGUUGCAAAUAAAUUAAAACAAUGCAAGACUGUUCCAUUUUUAUGCAGUAGAUUUUUAAAAUAGCUUUAAUUUGUGGUAUAGUGGACUUCUGAGUAGGGCCUAUUCUGCUUUCUGUUUACAAUGAUCAUGUGUAUUGUACCUGUGUAACUGUGGGUAGAACUGGGCUCUUGCUACUUACAACAGAAGGAAUAAAGCUAAAAAUUACGUAUAUAUUACUGUAAUACAUCUAUUUGUGUGUUUAUAAGCAUAAGGUUCCUUCUCCAUUUCAAGAUUGAUAAUUUCUUAUUCUGGAACCAUUUUAUAAAGUGUUCCAAAUUUUUAAACUUUUGAUACAGGCAAUGAUUUUUGGGGUAAUUUGUAAUUUGUACUGCACUGUAAACAACUAGAAAAUGAGUGUUUCUUCAUGUUCAAGUAACACUAGUGCUAUUAGUAUUAAAAUUGUCUGUUACUCUAUGCUACAAAAUGUCCACAUGCAUUUGUCCCAAAUAAUGAGUUUUAAAGCCAUAAAAAUGGCUUUUUGAGAUUUAAGAAAUGAAAGGUAGGUUUCAUUAAUAUGAUUCUUGAGACUGUAUUGUUUUGUCAAAACCGAAUUAACACGAGCAUGAUGAUUUGAGCUCUAAAUCCUGUUGCUUCUGCUAUGCAGAAAUAGAAUCCUAUUGUUUAAAUAUCUUUGAUAACGGAAGUGCUUAAUUCUGUUGUUACUUCACCGUUUCACAUUUCUUGGGGAUUGUU